Molecule: messenger RNA, 1648 nt
Organism: Abrus precatorius (Indian licorice)
Lineage: Eukaryota; Viridiplantae; Streptophyta; Magnoliopsida; Fabales; Fabaceae
Product: ubiquitin receptor RAD23c-like
Exons: 12
Coding region: 152-1348 (398 amino acids)
Biological process (GO): proteasome-mediated ubiquitin-dependent protein catabolic process; nucleotide-excision repair
Cellular component (GO): nucleoplasm; cytosol
Molecular function (GO): damaged DNA binding; proteasome binding; polyubiquitin modification-dependent protein binding
Source: RefSeq, a predicted model, not a curated record
AAAGAGAUUCAAUUCACCCUUGCGCCUUCGCCUCACUCUUGUUCGUUUCUUCUCUCUGUUGCGUUAGGGUCUUCGGAUCGGUGGAACUUUACUGUGCCGGCGCGAAUUCCGACGCUGUUUGUGGCGCCGAAUUGCGAUUGAGGCGACGACGAUGAAGAUUUUCGUGAAGACUCUCAAAGGCUCCCACUUCGAAAUCGAAGUGGAGCCCCAAGACACGGUUUCUGCAGUGAAGAACAAUAUAGAAACUGUUCAGGGUGUAGAUGUCUAUCCUGCUGCACAGCAAAUGCUUAUUCAUCAAGGGAAAGUUCUUAAAGAUGCUAGUACGUUGGAAGAAAAUAAAGUAGCUGAGAAUAGUUUCAUUGUAGUUAUGCUAUCAAAGAGUAAGGGCACAUCUGGUGAAGGAUCUACUACUUCAACUGCACAAUCAACCAAGGCCCCACAGACAAUUGCUGCUCCUACUUCAACCCCGCCAGUGUCAACAACGCCUCAGGCUCCUGCUGCAACUGGGGCACCGCCUGAAUCUGUUACUGCAACUGCAACUGCACCUUCACCUUCACCAGCUCCUGCUCCCAUAUCUUCUGGGACUGCUGGGGAAGGGUCUGAUGUCUAUGGGCAAGCUGCAUCCAAUCUGGUUGCCGGAAGCAACUUGGAGGAAACAAUUCAGCAAAUUCUUGAUAUGGGUGGAGGGAGCUGGGAUAGGGAUACUGUUGUCCGUGCUCUUCGAGCUGCUUACAACAACCCUGAGAGAGCUGUUGAAUAUUUGUAUACAGGCAUCCCUGAGCAAGCUGAAGCUCCACUUGUUGCUCGAGUGCCUGCAAGUUCUCAACCUGCAAAUCCUCCUGCUGCUGCUCCACAAACAGCGCAACCAGCUCCAGUUACCUCAAGUGGACCUAAUGCUAAUCCAUUAGACCUUUUUCCCCAGGGCCUCCCCAAUGUUGGUUCUGGUGCUGCUGGUGCUGGCUCAUUAGAUUUUCUACGCAACAGUCAACAAUUCCAAGCCUUGCGAGCUAUGGUACAGGCUAAUCCACAAAUUUUGCAGCCUAUGCUACAAGAGCUUGGCAAACAAAAUCCUCAUCUUAUGAGAUUAAUUCGAGAUCAUCAAGCUGACUUCCUUCGCCUUAUAAAUGAACCGGUGGAAGGUGGUGAAGGGAACAUAUUAGGUCAGAUGGCUUCUGGCAUGCCACAAGCUGUAACUGUCACCCCCGAAGAGCGCCAAGCAAUUGAGCGUCUUGAAGCAAUGGGUUUCGAUCGUGCAAUUGUAUUGGAGGUGUACUUCGCUUGUAACAAAAAUGAGGAAUUGGCUGCUAACUACCUUUUAGAUCACAUGCAUGAGUUCGAGGAACAAUAGAGAUAUCCUUUCCAAUUUGCUAAAUUAUUUCUUGUUAUCUUUUCUCUCGACGGGUCUUUGUUAUACUCGAUGUUUAAUGAGGUAAUGUUUGAUAACGACAAAUCUCAAGUGGACAAGGGAUGUUUUAGUCUCCUGCAUAUUAUUGCCCUUGUAUUUAUCAUUUCCCCCUCGUCGAGGGUUUCUCAGGAUUCAUAUACAUAGUUGUUUGCCUUGUAUUAUUAUUGGUUUAUUGUGCAUCUUUUUUAACGUGUAAUUGUGCACGCUCUUUUAUUCGCAAAUCGAUAGAUGGCAAAUUCACUU